This is a messenger RNA of Drosophila obscura, 1912 nucleotides long. Its product is annotated as trichohyalin. The transcript has a single exon. NCBI's taxonomy places the organism in Eukaryota, Metazoa, Arthropoda, Insecta, Diptera, Drosophilidae. Bases 126 to 1709 code for a protein of 527 amino acids. The record is from RefSeq and is a predicted model, not a curated record.
ACCUACCUAAACUCAUUCCGGAACGAAACGUAGACACAACCUGAGAAAUUCAGAUUACUUUCAUUAGUUUUUUUUACAUUCUAAAUAUACUUUUGGGCUAUAUAUUAUUCGAUUGUGCCGUCACCAUGCAAGAGUCGGGUCAUGGCCAGGAGCACUUCCAGUUCAUUCAGCGAACGGAUCGUAAGAGUUUGCAUUGCCAAAUUGGUUUGUUGGUCAACAAGGCCAAGGAAGUUCGCGCCCAGGAGCUGAACGAGCGCAGUCUUCGCUUGAAGAAUAUUCUCGAGGCGGAGGACAAGCUCUACGAGGAGGAGUUCUCGAAUACGGUGAAGAAUCGCAUCGAUCAGGACAUCAAGGACCGCAAGGAGCAUCUGCAUGCCAUCAAGGAGGAGCACUUCAAGGUGCAGAACAAGUUCCUCGAGGACAAACGCGUUCAACAGGUGAUGCUCAACUGCUACGAGAUACGCGAGGCGCUGCGUCACCAGGACCUGCUCGAGACGAAAAUCAUCCAGGAGGAGCAGAUCCUCGAGAAUCAACGCAGGAAGCGGCGCGAGUGCGAGCAGGAGAAAUUCUGGCUGGAGCUGAACCGCAGACGCUGGGAGGACUACGAUUGCGCCCAGAAGUUCGAGGACGAGCGACGCGAGAAGAUUAAGGGGCAGGUGAAGCACGUCCUGGCCAUCCAAAUGCUCGACAAUGCCGAGAAGCUUGCGCGUGAGGAUGAGGAGAAGCGCGAAGAGGCACGCGCCCUCAACGAAAUACUCGAGGAGAUACGUCUCGAGGAAUUCGACAAGGCCCACCAGCCUGCUCCCCCCAAGAAUCUGGCCUACCGGGACGAGCUUCUGAAGGAGAUCCAUCGCCGCAAGUGCGCCAAGUUGGCCAUUUGGGAGGCCGACAAAGCCGAGCAUGCCGCCUUCUGUCGCGAAACGGAGCGCCUGGAGGCGGAGGCCAGGGAGAAGAUUGCCCAAUCCAAGCUGGACUUCAAUCGUGCCACCCACGAGUAUCUGGCCUAUGUGCGACGCAUGCACGCCCUCGAGUUGGGCAUCGAGAAGAUGUUGGACGAUCGCACGGCCGAUCUGUACAAGGUGGACAUCUGCACCAAGAACAACAUUGCGGAGAUGACGCGUCUGAAGCGGGAGGAGGCAGCCCGCUGCCAUGAGAUUCUCAAGCUGCAGAUUUGCGAAGAGGCCGAGCGACGUCUACGCCUGGAGGCCGAAGUGCGGGAGAACAAAAUGCCCGAGAAUCGUUUCGUCCAUGCGGAGGUCACCCACGCAAUGAAAUACUGCCAGCAGCUGCGGCAUCGUGCCGCUCUGGAUGCCCAGGUCACCGAAAUGAAACGCCUCCAGGCGGAGGAGAACGCUUACUUCGAGAGCCAGCUGCGGGAGGCCGUCGAUGAUCCGAUCGCGUGCAUGAAACUGGCCAAAGAGUACCUGGAGAAUGGCACCGACUAUCUGCGCGCCCAUCCCAACUGGCGGAUCAUGGCCUGUGAUCCCAACAAAUAUGUGCCACGGGCACCCCUCACCGAGCAGCAGUACAAGGCUCGCCUCGACAAUGCCAACCUGGACAAGUGUCGCAGACAUUGCAGCUUUAUGCCUCUGAAGGGUUGCGAUUUGCCGCCCGAGCAGCCCCGCCAGAAGCCCGAAACGGCAGCCGCCGAACCGCCAAAGAAGCCACAGCGCCCGGGCUUCAGAAAUUGUCACUGCAAGUUCUAUUAAUUUCGUACUUUCUUCUCUUUAAAUUGUGUUGAAAGUUAGUUGGAUUUCUAUUCUUCUAUUUUUCAUGAUGCACACGAUACACAUCUAUAAAUGAUUGUUUCUGCCUGUAAGCCCCAUGAAAUACCGAGGUACAGGUGGUAAUAAUUGUAUAUAAAUGUAUAUCGCAUUGAUAUCUAUGCUUAAUAAAUUCAGUUAAAACCUUC